Molecule: messenger RNA, 892 nt
Organism: Linum trigynum
Lineage: Eukaryota; Viridiplantae; Streptophyta; Magnoliopsida; Malpighiales; Linaceae
Source: the annotation of a GenBank genome assembly
UCUAUCAUUCAUUCACAUCCCCAAAAAUCAAAAUUAAGACUGACAAUGGCGCCUCCCUUUCACCUCCUCGCCGUCGCAAUUACAUUGACGGGAAUAGUACUACUAGCCUUACCCACAGCGGCGCAGGACGCCCCUCAGGACUACCUCAACACCCACAACGGGGCCCGUGCCGCCGUCGGUGUGGGCCCCGUGACGUGGGACGGCAGGGUGGCAGCCUACGCCCAGUCCUACGCCAACCAGAGGGCCGCCGCCGACUGCAGCCUCGUCCACUCCGACGGGCCUUACGGCGAGAACAUCGCGUGGGGGAGCGGGCAGCUGACCGGGAUCGACGCGGUCAGGAUGUGGGGGUCGGAGUGGGUGGAUUACGACUACAACUCCAACACGUGCGCCCCGGGAAGGGACUGCGGCCAUUACACCCAGAUCGUAUGGCGGAGCACCACCACCAUCGGAUGCGCCAAGGCGACUUGUAGCGGCGGCCGGGGCACUUUCGUCAUUUGCAACUACAAUCCUCCCGGCAAUUGGAUUGGCCAGAGACCUUAUGCUAUUGCAGUUUAGUUGUCGUCGCUCGGUUGGGCCAGCAAAUUAUAUAUAUAUAUAUAUAUAUUAUCGCAUGCAUGCAUGUUGUUUGUUUUGGUAUUUCAAUAUUGAAAUUGUAAGAGGAUGACAAUGGUGAGGUCGGGAUGGUACAUCAGAUCACCAUACCCAUCCUAUUCGUAAGUGGUAUUUGGAUUUGGUAUUUCGUUUUGAGUUAUGGGUUGGCCAGGCAGGUCUAAGUCAUGCAAUUAUGCAUUUUAUGAGAAUAAUAAUGCUUAUUAUAUUAUUAUUAUUAUUUUUUCCCCGCUAAAUCUCAAGAAAAAAAAUAUGGCAUGAUAAAUGAAGUUAAAUAUUAGUG